Salvia hispanica is the source of this 2600-nucleotide messenger RNA. Its product is annotated as U-box domain-containing protein 52-like. Gene Ontology annotation, biological process: protein phosphorylation. Gene Ontology annotation, molecular function: protein kinase activity; ATP binding. Lineage: Eukaryota; Viridiplantae; Streptophyta; Magnoliopsida; Lamiales; Lamiaceae. The record is from RefSeq and is a predicted model, not a curated record.
AUGUCAAGCCAUAGAGGGAAUGGAGAGAAGAGCCAAGAGACGGUUGCGGUAGCCAUCGACAAAGACAAAGGGAGCCAAGCUGCAUUGAAAUGGGCUGUCGAUCAUCUCUUGGGCAAAGGCAAAAAUGUCACCCUUGUUCAUGUCAAACUCAAGAGCUCUUUCCCACUGGGAGGUAGAAUGAGUUUCUCUGACAACGAGUCAUCAAAAGAACUGUUCCUUCCUUUCCGCUGCUUCUGCACACGCAAGGACAUUCAAGUGCAUGAAGUGAUACUAGAAGACUCGGACGUAGCAAAGGCCCUGAGCGAGUACGUCAAGAACAACUCCAUCGAGACACUGGUGAUCGGUUCCUCACCCAAGAAUGGCUUUGUCAGAAGAUUCAAGACGGUUGAUAUUACAGGCAACGUGACGAAAAUGGUGCCAGACUUCUGUACCGUCUACGUCAUCUCCAAAGGGAAGGUCGCGUCAUGCAGAACUCCCUCAAUUCCCCCUCAAAGAGAGCGUUCACUUCAUAACUCGGGUAGCCUGCAUGAUUCACGCAACGCACAGCUCAAUGGAGGACGGGGUAGUACGUCAUCACCAUAUUCAGGUAGGCCAUCAAUGGAGGAAACAGAUUCAAUCAGGUCACCUUUCACCAGAGGCAAAGCUAAUCGGUCGUAUGGAGAGCUUCCUAUGGGAGAGAGCGACAUAUCAUUUGUGGGCUCAGCUAGGCCAAGCAGCGAUCGCAUGAUGUCAGGAUUCGAUCAGGAUCCCUUCGUUCCAGGCCGUCUCUCCAGCGGCUCUGACAUAGAUGGCCGGUUGAGUUUUGGAUCUCCAUUCUCCAAUGCUAGAACAUCUGAUGCAACCAACGGUUUUGGAGUCUACUCAUCCAACUCCCAGGAAAGUGGAGACUUUUCGUGGUCCGGUUCCCAAAACAUGGAUGAUGUGGAAGCAGAGAUGAGAAGGCUCAAGCAGGAGCUCAAACAGACAAUGGACAUGUAUAGCACAGCUUGCAAGGAAGCACUCACCGCCAAACAGAAAGCAUUGGAGCUUCAUCGCUGGAAAGUAGAAGAACAAAAGAAACUCGAGGAGGCACACCAAGCUGAGGAAGCGGCAUUAGCAAUUGCAGAGAUGGAGAAACAAAAAUGCAGGGCUGCUAUUGAGAAAGCAGAAGCAGCUCAGAGAAUAGCUGAACUCGAAGCACAAAAAAGAAUCAAUGCUGAAAUGAAGGCACUGAAAGAAGCAGAUGAGAAGAAUAAAGUGCUGGAUAAGUUGUCACAAAACGAUGCUAGAUACCGCAAGUACAGCAUUGACGAGAUCGAAUCAGCCACAGAGUACUUUGCAGAAUCUCGUAAAAUUGGGGAAGGUGGAUAUGGGCCAGUUUACAAGAGCAGCCUAGAUCAUACAGAAGUUGCAAUAAAGGUUCUUCGCCCGGAUGCAGCCCAGGGAAGAUCACAGUUUCAGCAGGAGGUUGAAGUUCUUUGUUGCAUUCGACAUCCUAACAUGGUUCUCCUCCUAGGAGCAUGUCCAGAGUACGGGUGCCUUGUCUAUGAGUACAUGGCUAAUGGAAGCUUAGAUGAUCGCCUAUUUAGGCGAGGAAACACUCCAGUGCUCCCUUGGCAACUCAGAUUCCGUAUAGCUGCAGAAAUAGCCACUGGACUCCUUUUCCUCCAUCAGGCAAAGCCAGAACCACUUGUACACAGAGAUCUAAAACCAGGCAACAUUUUGCUUGACCGCAACUUUGUGAGCAAGAUAAGUGAUGUUGGAUUGGCCAGGCUUGUUCCCCCUUCAGUAGCUGAUUCAGUUACACAAUAUCGAAUGACAUCAGCUGCUGGAACAUUCUGCUACAUAGACCCCGAAUAUCAACAGACCGGAAUGCUUGGCCUAAAAUCUGAUGUAUACUCACUUGGGGUUAUGCUGCUCCAAAUUGUAACAGCCAGAUCCCCAAUGGGAUUAACUCAUCAUGUUGAGAAGUCCAUUGAGAAGGGAACCUUCGCUCAGAUGCUUGAUCCAGAAGUUCAUGACUGGCCUGUCGAAGAGGCCAUAACUUUUGCCAAGCUAGCACUUAAGUGCACGGAAUUGAGAAGAAAAGACAGACCUGAUCUUGGAACUGUGGUGCUACCCGAACUGAACAGAUUAAGAAUGCUUGCUGAAGAAUCCAUGCCCAGCUAUCACUAAUUGUAAAAAACCGAACUCUUGAUAUGAUCUGCCCUCUUCUUCCAUAUAACAGCCUCUUGAUCAACCUCAGAAGUUAUACUCGGAUCAUGUAGGCAUAAAAAGGCCUUUUAGUGGCUGGAUGCAUACAAUACAGAAAUCUAAAGACAGCCACCUAACACAUUUUUGUUGGUUUUUUAAGACAGACAUCUUUUUUGCACCUUACUCUGGUUCAGAUUUUGUGUGUAUGAUUUUUACAAAUCUAAGAAUGAAGAUCAAUUCUAUUCCUACAGCCUUGCAGCUAUAUGUUAGUUGUCAAUCUGACUCAAUCAAAAGAAUCAAAUUCUUGUAAUUAAAAAUCCCCAUGUACAAAUGUGUAAUAUGUUUGCCAUAGAAACCUUGACUUCAAGUACAGAAUCAUUCUCGUGACAUAACCAAGUUUUAUUAUCACUACUUUGUUUAAACUUACA